UGACGUCAGAGACUGAGCGAGAGAGAAAUCGGGGUGUGUGAAGUGGUGUGGUGAGCAGUGGAUUUAGCGUUUACAUUUAUUUAUAUUAAUCCUAAAUUCCUCUAUUCUACAGAGAUCCCUUGAGUGCCUCCCAGUUCCUCUGCCACUUUGCUCUGCAGAAUCAUUCAAAUGGAGCCAAGACACUCAGCCCAACUUGGUACUAAAAUACACCAGUGCGACCAGUGCCCAUACAGCACGGAUCACACUGGAAGCUUGAGGCAGCACCAGAGAACACACACAGGGGAGAAACCAUUCAAGUGCACUGUGUGUGGGAAGGCGUUUGCACUGUCAUCAGAUCUUCACAGACACCAGAGAACACACACAGGUGAGAAACCCUUCAAGUGCACUCUGUGUGCAAAGGCGUUUGCACGGUCAUCAGAUCUUCAAAGGCACCUGAGAAUACACACGGGAGAGAAACCCUUCAAGUGCAGUGUGUGUGAGAAGGCAUUUGCACGGUCAUCAGAUCUUAAGAUCCACCAGAGAACACACACAGGAGAGAAACCCUUCAAGUGCGCUGUGUGUGGGAAGGCGUUUGCACUGUCAUCAGAUAUUCACAGACACCAGAGAACACACACAGGAGAGAAACCCUUCAAGUGCGCGGUGUGUGGGAAGGCGUUUGCACUGUCAUCAGAUCUUCACAGACACCAGAGAACACACACAGGAGAGAAACCCUUCAAGUGCACUCUGUGUGGAAAGGCGUUUGCACGGUCAUCAGUUCUUCACAACCACCGGAAUAUACACACCGGAAAGAAACCCUUCCAGUGCACUGUGUGUGGGAAGGCGUUUCGACAGUUAGGGAUUCGAAACAGGCAUCAAAAGAUUCACAAGGAAAUUAAUCAGAACUUGACAUGUGAAAGUCAACGUUCUGGAAUGAGCUCAUACCUCAUAAAACAAGAAUCAGAAAAACAUUCCAGAUAUGAAACGUGGCCAGGAGUGAAGGUGAAAUGUCAAGAAGCAAGAAUAAAAUAUCAAGAAGUGAAUGUGAAGAGUGAAGAAGUGAAGGUGAAAUGUGAUCUGAUGGUGAAGCGUGAAGAAGUGAAUGUGAAAUGUGAACAUGUAAAUUCAACUCCAAAAUCCGACCAUCACAUCAAUGGAAGCAGUGUGAAACAGGAGGAGAAUUCUGACUCUGAGGCAGAGCGAGGCCACCAUCAGCAGUUUGUGGAUGUGGAGGUGUGGGUGGAAUUUUCAGGCAAUACAGAAUCAAAUGGAGACCAGAUAGAUGUGUCACCUUGAGCUUGAGACAAAGAAGCUCCAUUUCAUCCACAUUAUUCACUGGUUUUUCUCAUUACAAAUGUGUGGAGUUGAAGAUUUUACUCCAAGGUUCAACUUCCAAGUUGUCGAUGGAGACAGCAUGAAGCUGGAGAGGUUGGACUCUUAAGGGAGAGUGAGAUGAACCCCAGCAGGUUGUGGAUGUUGAUGUGGACUCUUUGGACAAUGCAGAAUAGGAGCAGCCAGAAUGUGUCGACCUGCAGGUUGGGAAGGCCUAUAUACAGGAGCACGAGACAAACAAACCUCUAUAGCAUUCACCUUUUAUCAUAAUAAUCUUGACAUGUAUAUGGUGCUGACAUAAAUAUAUGCAUAUUUUACUUUCGCAUUUUACAUAUCCAACAAUGCAUAUGGGCUAGAGACUGCCAGUAGGGUGGGGAGAUGAUUCAUAUGUAAUCCCAUUUGGGUUAUUUGUGGCAAAUUUUUCUAAUUUAGCAAAAUUUUGGUGAGCCAAAGUUUUUUAAACAUCCACUGUAAAGCAGAUGACACAUUUUUGGUUAAUAUUUCUGCAGUAAUCAUAAGGGCUGCCUGACAGAUUUGAACUGUGAACCUCUUCAACAAAGAUCAAACGUGCUACCAUUUGGCUUCUCUCAUUCUGAGAAUGCAUGCAGGUGUAGGCAUCAUCGAGUCAAAAAUAUAUUUGCAGUGAACACUAUGUAAUGUGAUUACAGUAAAUCAAUAUUGUCGCUAUGUCUUUUGAGUACUUAGAGUUAUAAUUUGAUGAACACAUUAUUAAAAAAAUUACAUAUCCAGCAAAAACUGAUCUCACAUCCAUGGGAAAUGGAUAGUGCUGGUUAAUAUAUUUGCAGUGAACACUAUGUAAUGUGAUUACAGUAAAUCAAUAUUGUCGCUAUGUCUUUUGAGUACUUAGAGUUAUAAUUUGAUGAACACAUAUUAUUAAAACAAUUACAUAUAGAGCAAAAACUGAUCUCACAUCCAUGGGAAAUUGAUAGUGCUGGUUAAUCAAUAUGCCGGUUAUUUGAGAGUUAUACUUAUGGUUCAUCAAAUUUUCCAAGUACAUGACAUUUUUAAAGAAAUAAACUAACCAUACCUUUUAACUAUGAUAUAAGAAAUACUCUACUCUUUUACCGAGGUACUCACCAGUCAGUUGUAAAGCAUCCCAAGUUGAUUGUCGAGAAGCAGUGGGGCCUUUUAGGGUAUAUUAUACAUUAGUACAGUACUGUGUAUACAGUACAUACAGCGCAGUGAAGCAAUUAGGUUGGGCAGCACACAACGCGAUCAGAAUGGCAGAUAUUUUCAAUUGUGACUGCUAGCACCACCACUCGCAUGAUAAGGUGACAUGUGGACCUUUAUGGCAGAAAAAUCUAAUGCAUGUCUCUAAAUGUGGAGGGAAAACCCGGAGAACCCAGGGAAAAAUCCAUACUACCACAAGGAGAGAGAUACAUGCAAACUCCAAAUAUAAAGUAGGCGUCAGGGUCGAGAUCAAACCCACCACCACCUGCACACCAGGAGAGAGGUAGUUAACAUCUCGCCACUGCGUCAUCAUUUAGUUGUGCUUUUUUGGCGUGUUAAUAAAGUGGUGCUGUUAUUGCCUAGUAGUGUAGUAUAUAGUGGUGUAGUGUACAGUAGUGUAAUUGUAACGGUGUGGGUGUGUACAAGCGCUUUCUAGCCCGGGUGAGCCGAGGUGACUGAGGUUACAUGAGGUAAUGGGGGGGUGAGCAGUUAUGGGGGGAAUAAUUUGCUAAGACCCUCAACGAUGCCAGAAGCAACGACGCCACUAAGUCUGGCUUUGAUUGGGGGCAGGACAUGAAUUGGCCAGUCCGGGCAGGCCAGUUGGCGUGGGGUGAGAGUCGGUGGGGCUAUAUGUGAUUGAAGGCUAGUGUUGCCAAGAAAAUCAGGUUAAAUAUAACGAAUUUACGAGGUUCUGAUUGGAAGACGCUGUACCUGCCAAAUUGAUUCACAGGGCAUGAGGGGCGAGAGAUAGAGGUAGGCGACAUAGCAACAGGCAGCCGAUUGCCGACGAGGGAGGGUAGAGAGAGAUGCUGUGAGGGUGGGAUACAAUGUUAGUAUUCAGGUGAAUGCUAUGCGUGUACAGGAGGUGGUGUUUGUCGGGACCUGGGGGGGACUCCCAAGGUGGGGGCAGUUACUAGGGGACGCUGAUGUAUGCGUCAUUGUGGGCGCCUUUGCAGUUGUGUGGACUGCUUGGUGCGCGGUGCUUCUGCUGAGUGGAGUCACUGUGCAGUGCUACAGGGAGAGCCGAGUUGGUGCUUUGGUCGGCUGUUGAGCGAAGUUGCUUAGAGCGCUGUUUGGAAGCUCCACAAUAAAUGCCCCAGACUUCAACUGCGUCAAGUUGUUCAACGCGCUGUUGAUAACUCCAACCAAGUCCCUAAACUGCAACUGUGUUGAAUUUCUCAGAGUGCUGUUGAAGAUGCCAGCCAAGUUCUGAGACUGCCGUUAUGUUCCCUUCAAUUUCAAGUUCAUUUAUUAGGUAUAGCCCUGAGCCAUUCGCCUCUUGAAUCGGGUGCAACCGCAAAAAACUAAAAACAAAACAUGAUCAAGAAAACAUCUUAAAGUGACUAUGUGACUAUGUGCAAACAAAAAAUCCAAGAAAAUACAGCAAAAUAUUGCAGAAAAAGCACCGUACACAAACGCUGUGUGCAAAAAUCCCAGUGGGAUGCAAGUCAAACAACAACAGCAACCACAAGACAACUUAGAUUAAGGCCAUCAGUCUAACUUCCAUACUACAACAAACAUGG
Lethenteron reissneri (Far Eastern brook lamprey) is the source of this 4022-nucleotide messenger RNA. Its product is annotated as zinc finger protein 239-like. The record is from RefSeq and is a predicted model, not a curated record. Gene Ontology annotation, molecular function: RNA polymerase II cis-regulatory region sequence-specific DNA binding; DNA-binding transcription factor activity, RNA polymerase II-specific. Lineage: Eukaryota; Metazoa; Chordata; Hyperoartia; Petromyzontiformes; Petromyzontidae. Gene Ontology annotation, biological process: regulation of transcription by RNA polymerase II.